This is a messenger RNA of Lycium ferocissimum, 927 nucleotides long. RefSeq lists its product as uncharacterized. The transcript is spliced from 3 exons. Bases 1 to 927 code for a protein of 308 amino acids. Gene Ontology annotation, molecular function: zinc ion binding; nucleic acid binding. NCBI's taxonomy places the organism in Eukaryota, Viridiplantae, Streptophyta, Magnoliopsida, Solanales, Solanaceae. The record is from RefSeq and is a predicted model, not a curated record.
AUGUCCCGCAAGAAAGCUACAGCUACCCAGAAGGGUAAGAGAGCGACAGGUGCGGCCACUAGCCGCACUCGGCAGGCUACGAGGGCUCGAGAUGAGAUUCAGAGUGAGGGGCCGUCUGAGACAUCGCAUACCCCGCCUCUAGCACCUGCCCUAGCUCCUCAGCUGGAAGCACCGGGCCAGGAUGUGCGGGAUGCUAUACAGUUAUUAACCAGAUUAGUAGCUGCCCAGGUUCAGUGGGGAGAUAAUGCCCCUCCAGCUGUUUGGCGAGAGUUCUCAGAUGCUUUUAUUCUCCAUUAUCUACUCUUGAGAUAUGCUCCAGCCAUGGUGGCUGAGAUGGAGGAUAGCGUUCAUCGUUUUGUGGCUGGUCUAGGGCCACAUUUGAUAGAUGCUUGUACGAUUGGCCGCAUUACACACCGCAUGGAUAUCUCCGGUAUACAGGCAUAUGCACAGAAUCUGGAAGAUCGCAAGCGUCAGAGGAGGACAGAUCGUGACCGUGAUCGGGGCCAUGGAAAGAGGGCCAGGACUUUAGAGAUCGGGGGUGAGUCCAGGGGAGGACAGAGACCGCAGUAUUCUCGAUAUCCAUUCCAUUCAGCAGGGAGUGCACCUCCGCGAUUUUCAGGUCCAGGGUUUGAUCAGUCUUCUUAUUCGGGAGCGGGCCAGAGUUCUAGAGCAUCAGGCUCUCAGUACAGACCGGAGUCAGGCCAGAUGAGGCCCCUUUUGCCCCGGUGUGCCCAGUGUGGCAAGUUACAUGCCGGUCAGUGCCGGCUGGGCUUAGAUGUUUGUUAUGCUUGUGGCCAGCCAGGUCAUAAAGUGCGGCAGUGCCUGAUGAGAGAGAGUGGGGGUAUGGUUCAGCCCACAGGGUUCGUGGCUAGUUCUUCUUCUAUGGUGCGCCCUUCAGGGCAAGUUUCUCAGACACCAGCAGAAUGA